This is a messenger RNA of Staurois parvus, 334 nucleotides long. The record is from the annotation of a GenBank genome assembly. Lineage: Eukaryota; Metazoa; Chordata; Amphibia; Anura; Ranidae.
CUGAUAGGCGGCACUGAUUGGAAUGGUUAGGCGGCACUGAUGUGUACUGAUAGGUGGCAGUGACUGGCACUGAUAGUGCGGCGCUGACUGGAAGCACUGACUGGCACUGAUAGUUGGCACUGAAAGGUAUCUCUUAUGGGCACUGAUAUGUGGCAUUGAUGUGCACUGAUAUGUGGCACUGAUGGGCACUGACAGGUGGCAUUUUUGGGGACUGACAGGUGGUACUGAUGGAGCUACACUGAUAAUCAGGGCACUGAUGAGCAGUGUACAUAUGCCCUCUGAGGACACCGAUUGGCGUGCAUGCACAGCUGGAGUGGCAGGACGUCAUAUGACA